Molecule: messenger RNA, 1560 nt
Organism: Penicillium digitatum Pd1
Lineage: Eukaryota; Fungi; Ascomycota; Eurotiomycetes; Eurotiales; Aspergillaceae
Source: RefSeq, a predicted model, not a curated record
AUGAAGAUGGAUGUUCCCAAGGCCAGCGCUGAAACCAUUGAGGAUGCGUCCAAGCAUGGAGAUGUCAUGCCUACCAAGGGCAUGGGGCCCGUCAUGCGAUCUCGCGAAGACGAACUGGGUGUCUGGCAGUGUGUACGACGAUUCCACACCGUGUCGCUGAUUGCCAUGACCGCGGCGUUUAGCGCAUCGCUGGAUGGGUACCAAAUCAACCUGAAUGGCGGUAUUGUCUCCAACAAAGGGUUCAUUCGACAGAUGGCUUCUCCGGGCACAUCGAUCAUCGCAGGCAAAUACAUCUCCGCCUGGGGUGGUGUGCAAUCCGCCGGUCAAACGGUCGGUCAAGUCCUCCUCCAAUACGCCACGGAAAAGUUCGGUCGGAAAAUCGCGUUCUAUAUCAUCUGGCUCGAUAUUGUGAUCAGCGUGUUUAUUGAGUCCUUUGCAACCAGAUGGGAUCACUGGCUCGCAGCGAAACUCUUCUCGGGAAUGGGUGUUGGGAUGCUGCAAUCCACCUUGCCUCUCUACUUGUCGGAAAUCGCCCCAACCCAGCUGCGAGGGUUCUAUAUCAACGCGUAUAGUUUCUGGUUUGUGGUUGGUCAGAUCUUCGCCUCGGUGGCCCUGAAGGAACUCAGCGAAAAGGACCCGUAUCAAUUCCGAGUGCCUAUCUAUACCCAGUGGGCUAUGGUGGGCAUCAUUCUGUUCAUCUUCGUCUUUAUCCCCGAAUCACCCUGGUGGCUCGUGAGCAAAGGAAAGACGGAAAAGGCAGCCACCAUUCUAUCUUGGUGCAACCGCAAGGUUGAGGGAUACAGUGUCGACGAACAGAUUGAAGUCAUGACAGCCACAGUUGCGGAAGAGCGUAUCAUCGCAGGGCGUAAUGCGGAAGAGGGACCAUGGGCUGUUUUCCGGGGCCGCAAUCGCCUUCGUUUUUUAAUUGCUGCGUGGCCCAAGAUUGCCCAGCAGUUUGUCGGUCUGUCCGUGUUUAACACGUACGCCACCUACUUCUUUCAAUAUGCGGGUAACAAGGACCCAUUCACGGUCACGGUCAUUCUGUCUUGUGUCCAGCUACUCUCUAUGCUAUUGACUGCCGCCACCACGGACAAGCUUGGUCGUCGUCCGCUGACGAUCUACCCCUAUGCGGUAACAUCGGUGGCCCAGAUCUUCUUCGCAUGUUUGGCAACGUUGUCCACCACUGGUGCAUCGGCUAUUGGCUAUGCCUACGCCGCUGAGAUUCCUCAGCAACGCUUGCGUGCAAAGACAGCCGGUUGGGCUCUCGCGUCUUCGAACUUGGUUGCUAUCAUGUUCAGUUUCUGCACGCCUUUGAUGAUCAACAAUGCACCGGUCUCCCACUGGGGUGUCAAAACGGCUUUCUUCUUUGCAGGUACAGGGACAAUUGCGGUAAUUAUCGCUUGGUUCCUUCUCCCCGAAGUGACACGCCGAACACCAGCUGAGAUUGAUGAGAUGUUCGAGAAGAAGGUCAACCUUCGAAAGUUCAAGGGGUAUGUCACCGAAGUGCAGCUGCGCUCGAAUGAGCAACGGGAGGACCAGGAGAUGGGAGUCACAGCUUAA